Cantharellus anzutake is the source of this 393-nucleotide messenger RNA. RefSeq lists its product as uncharacterized. NCBI's taxonomy places the organism in Eukaryota, Fungi, Basidiomycota, Agaricomycetes, Cantharellales, Hydnaceae. The transcript is spliced from 3 exons. The coding region runs from base 1 to 393 and encodes 130 amino acids. The record is from RefSeq and is a predicted model, not a curated record.
AUGUCUGUAUCUCAUCGAAACACAGAGACGACAGGUUUAGCACAUACCUUACUGGCAUUCUCUUCUCGCUCUGUACGAAACACAAUUAUCUCUCUUUCUCCUUCCACAUCCGGCCUUAACUCUCCAACCCCUCUCUACGUUGUCGAGACCCCGAAGAAAUCCGGUGAUCCACCUAACACGAUAUACAGGAUCAGCAGUAACGGGCAGAAGGAACACGUUGCUACCUUGAUAUGGAGAACGUUUCGAAAAGACCUGAUUGUCAUUGGUGGAGAGAUAAAAGAAUUGAGGCAAGUCUUGCCAAGGAACGGAUUCUCUUUCAAAUAUACGAUGCCUACGCUGACGGGCGAUUGGGCGUGGGACACGCCAUUCGAUAGUCCCGAGGGAAAUCCGUAG